Messenger RNA from Benincasa hispida (wax gourd), 2416 nucleotides. NCBI's taxonomy places the organism in Eukaryota, Viridiplantae, Streptophyta, Magnoliopsida, Cucurbitales, Cucurbitaceae. The record is from RefSeq and is a predicted model, not a curated record.
UGCAUAUAUAUAUAAUUGUGCAUCCUUUGUAUAUGAACAUGGAACAGUGAAUCUUACAAUUUUGAAGUGGGAGAGGAUAUUUCUUUUUAAGAUCCAGCAUGGAAAGUCUGCAAAUUUUCCCGGAAAAUCGUGGUGGAUUUCUUGAUUCUUGAGAGAAUAAAAAGGAAAUUUUUUCUUGUCGGAUUUGUUUUCAAGACUGUUCUUCUUCCCUUUUCGAUUCUGUUUUCCAAUUUCGUCUUCUCACUUCUCUCUGUUUCCUUCUCUUCCUUUGAAGCUCCAAAAAUGGCGACCAAACUCUGUAAUAUUUGAUCUUAUUUGUUCAUUUUGUUUUGUUUUUUCUUUUUCUUUUUCUUUUCCCCUUCUCUGAAACACCCAUUUCGACUUUCCAUUUAAGCAAAUCAUUUUCCUCUUUCUGUUUUUGGGAAAAAUUUUAUUUAAAAAGGAAAAAGCUGAUUUUCAAAUUUUUAUUAGUCUCUGAAAAAACCCCUAGAAAAGUUUUACGAAUUCAGAAGAACCGUUAUGAUUUGUCUUCGAAACUGUCAUCUGAAGUCCAAAAAUUUUCAAAAUUUAGCUUAACUUUUUGUGAUGAUUUUUUCCUUGAAUGUACCAGAGAAGAAAACGCUCUGAAUUUCUAGAUUUUGCAUGCCUUGAAAACAUAAAUUCCAUUUGGCAUUUUGGCACUUUCUCACUUUUUACUGAUUUCAAUCUUCUUCUUUUGCUAUAUAUUCGCCCUCUUUCGCUUCAUUAAAUCGCAUUCACAACGAUCAAACUCGCUAGUAAAAACACUCUGUUUCUUCUUGUCCAAUACUCUGUUUUUUCAAAAAACAAUGGCAGUCGUUUCACUGAGGAGUUUCUUCGUGCUGUCUUUAGCUUUGAAUGUGAGUUUGAUUCUAAGAACAAUAAAUCAGAAUGAGAAGCUUCAUAGUGGAACUUCAAUGGCGAUCCAGAAAGGGGCUAAAGUUGCUCAAAUGACAUUUUUGUCCUUCCCUUCUCUGUCAUCUCCAUCAGCAGCUGCUCCUGAAACUCAAACUCCUCUUGGUAGAGAAAGAGUCAUUAAUCUUGACCAUGGUGACCCAACAAUGUAUGAGCAAUAUUGGAAACCAAUGGGGGACAAGACUACAAUAGUGAUCCCUGGAUGGCAAUCAAUGAGUUAUUUUUCUGAUGUUAAGAACCUUUGCUGGUUCAUGGAGCCUGAAUUUGCCAAGCAAAUUGUCAGGCUACAUAACGUGGUCGGUAAUGCCGUGACCGAGGGCCGGCAUAUUGUCGUUGGAACGGGAUCUUCUCAACUCUACUUAGCUGCCCUCUAUGCCUUGUCCCCACGAGAUUCGUCGAACCCGAUCAGCGUGGUUUCUGCCGCCCCUUACUACUCGUCUUACCCUUUGAUGACCGACUGUGUUAAGUCGGGUAUCCACAAAUGGGGUGGUGAUGCGAAGGCGUUUGACAAGGAUGAGCCUUACAUUGAAUUGGUCACCUCGCCCAACAAUCCUGAUGGCUUCGUUCGAUAUCCCGUGGUGAACAGAACCGGCGGUAUAUUGGUCCAUGACCUUGCUUAUUAUUGGCCACAAUAUACGCCGAUAUCCACCCCGGCUGACAACGACUUGUCACUAUUCACCGUGUCAAAGAGUACUGGCCAUGCUGGGCUGCGCAUUGGGUGGGCUCUAGUGAAGGAUGUUGAAGUUGCAAAGAGAAUGAUCAAAUUCAUAGAGUUGAACACCAUCGGUGUGUCUAAAGACUCGCAGCUUCGGGCUGCCAAAGUUCUCGAAGUUGUAUCUGACAGUUGUGAACAGGCCGGUGGUUCAGAGUAUACGGAAUCCUUCUUCCAUUACAGCCAUGCCCUCAUGACCGAGCGAUGGAGGCUGCUACGGGAGGCAGUUAAACACAGCGGCUUAUUUAGUUUGCCUAAUUUUUCUCCUGCACAUUGCAGCUUCUUUGACAACAACUUGGGAACUCAACCUGGCAAGAACAACAUCCACAAAAUGUUUGGAGACAUCUCAGUUUUCCCCCCCUUAAAGUUGACUGUUUGUUUUGUUUCAUUCUUUGCAGCUUUCGCGUGGUUAAAAUGCGAUCGAGACGACGUUGAUGAUUGCGAGAGCUUCCUCCAAGGACACAAGAUCCUCACACGAGGCGGAAAGCAUUUCGGUGUUGGCUCGAAAUACGUCCGAAUUAGCAUGCUGGAUCGGGAAGAAACCUACAAUUUAUUUAUAGAAAGAUUGUCUCAGAUCAGAUCAUGACAUCUGAUGCUGGUGAAGGGCUAAGAAGGCAUUAGAGGUUGAAAAAGCAGAGGGGGUUUUGGGCUUGCAGAUGUAAAUUUGAAAAUGAAAAUGAGAAAAAGAGAAAGGAAAAGAGAAAUAUUUGUUAUUGAAUUUACGGGUGCAAGAUCUCAAUUUAUUAUAAUAGUAUUAUUAUUAUUAUUAUU